Lemur catta (Ring-tailed lemur) is the source of this 4192-nucleotide messenger RNA. RefSeq names its product zinc finger MYM-type containing 1 (gene ZMYM1). Lineage: Eukaryota; Metazoa; Chordata; Mammalia; Primates; Lemuridae. Gene Ontology annotation, molecular function: protein dimerization activity; zinc ion binding. Bases 134 to 3577 code for a protein of 1147 amino acids. The record is from RefSeq and is a predicted model, not a curated record. The transcript has 10 exons.
GGCUUCGCGUCCGAGAGCCUUCGGGAAGCCUCGCGCGGGAGCGACUCGGGAAGAUUUUAGAAUCUAGAAACUGUUCCCCAGGAAGAAACCCAUUAGUUUGGAACUGGAGGAUUCCUUUGCAUCAGAUACUAAAAUGAAAGAACCACUGUUAGAUGGUGAAUGUGACAAGGCAGUGGCACCACAGCUGGGGCUGCUAAAAGAAAUUAAGACAGAACCGGACAAUGCUCACGAGUAUCGUCAAGCCCAACAGUCCAAAACUCAGGAGAGUGGACUGAAAAUAAACACUGUGUUUUCAGAUAGUGCUUCACAGUUAACUGCAGGCCUUCAGCUUUCUCUGGCAUCAUCUGGUGUGAAUAAAAUGCUUCCUUCAGUUUCAACCGCAGCUAUUCAGGUUUCCUGUUCCGGUUGUAAAAAAAUUCUCCAGAAGGGGCAAACUGCUUAUCAGAGGAAAGGCUCUACUCAACUUUUUUGCUCUACACCAUGCAUCAGUGAAUACAAUUCAUCUGCCAGUUCACCAGCUCCUACCAAGAGAACUUGUUCAAACUGCUCAAAAGACAUUUUAAAUCCAAAGGAUAUGAUCAGUAUCCAGCUGGAAGAUACUAGCUCUAGCAAAAAUUUUUGCAGCCUGUCUUGUCUUUCAUCACAUGAAGAAAAAAGAAAACCAUUUGUUACCAUAUGUACUAAUAGCAUUUUGACCAAGUGCAGCAUGUGUCAGAAGAUUGCUGUUAUUCAGUAUGAAGUAAAAUACCAGAAUGUGAAACAUAGUCUCUGCAGUAGUGCCUGCUUUUCGAAGUUUCACUCUGCUAACAGCCUCAUCAUGAACUGUUGCGAGAACUGCGGAGCUUACUGUUACACCAGCUCUAGUGUGUUCCACGUGUUUCAGAUGGAAGGACAGUCUCAGAACUUUAAUAGUUCAAAGAAUAUUAUAGCAUAUAAGCAGAAACCAGCCAAACCACUUACAUCUGUUCCUUGCAAAUCACUGAAGCCCUCAGAUGAAAUGAUCGAGACUACCAAUGACUUGGGGAAGCCAGAGCUUUUCUGCUCUAUUAAUUGUUACUCUGCAUACAAUAAAGCUAAGAUGGAAUCUUCUACAGUAAAUGUUUCCAUGGUGCAUGAUACUUCAACAGAGCUCCUUUCUCCAAAGAGAGAUACAACGCCAGUUAUAAGCAACAUAGUGUCACUGGCAGACACUCAGGUUGCUCUGCCCAUCAUGAACACUGAUGUCUUACAAGAUACAGUUUCUUCAGUAACUGCAGAUGUCAUUGUGGAUCUUUCUAAGAGUUCUUCACCCAGCGAAUCAAGCAGUGGUGUUGCUAAUAGUGGUAUGGAACAGGCAAGCCUUUCGCCAUCUUCAUCAGUACUCAGUCAACAAACAGUUUGUUCCAGUGUAGAAGUACAAAAAGAUAAAGUAUCAAACCAGGAUCCUGCAUACAAUAUGAAAUCUAUGAAAGUAAGUGAUGAACUAUGUCACCUGAAAUUUACAUCCAAAGUACAAAAAGUUAAAGGUAAAUCACGAAGGAUUAAAAAAUCUUGGUGUGCAGAUUUUCAGGAUUUAGAAAACAGUAUUAAAAAAGACACCACAUUCUGUUAUUCAUGCCAGUUGUUCUGCCAGAACUAUUUUAGCUGUGGAAGAAAGUCAUUUGCAACUUCUAAUUGGAAAAAAGCUCUGGAAAAAUUCAGAAAACACGAAAAAAGUGAAAUGCAUUUGAAGUCAUUGAAAUUUUGGAGGGAAUAUCAGUUUUGUGAUAUAACUGUUGAUGAUAAUUUAUCUAUUCAUUCAAAACAGAUUGAGGGAAAUAAAAAGUACUUAAAGCUUAUAAUUGAAAAUAUUUUAUUUCUUGGAAAGCAGUGUUUACCCUUAAGAGGAAAGGACCAGUCUAUUUCAUAUGUGAAUAAAGGCAAUUUUUUAGAAUUGUUAGAAAUCAGAGCAAAAGAUAAAGGAGAAGAAAUAUUUCGACUUAUGAAUUCACAAGUUGACUUCUAUAAUAGUACACAAAUUCAAAGUGAUAUUAUUGAAAUAAUAAAGACUGAAAUGUUACAGGAUAUUGUGAAUGAGAUCAAUGAUUCCUCAGCUUUUUCAAUAAUAUGUGAUGAAAUAGCUGAUAGAGCCACUAAAGAACAACUUUCAGUUUGUGUAAGAUACCCACAAAAAUCACCAAAAGCUGUCAUAAUUAAAGAAAGGUUCUUGGGUUUUGUUGAUGUUGAAGAGAUGACCGGGACUCACUUACAUAGGACUAUCAAAGCUUACCUGCAGCGAAUUGGAGUAGAUUUGAAUAAGAUACGUGGCCAGGCCUAUGACAGCACCACUAAUUUGAGGGCAAAAUUUAAUAAAAUUGCAGCAGAAUUCAAGAAGGAAGAACCAAGAGCUUUAUACAUACAUUGUUAUGCACACUUUUUGGAUUUAGCAGUAAUUAGGUUUUGUAAAGACGUGAAAGAACUCCGAGGUACUCUAAACACCCUCAGUUCUUUGUUCAACACUAUUCAUAUGUCUGGAGAGAUGUUGGCAGAUUUUCGAAACAUUUGUAAGCUAAGUCAAAACAAAACAUGCAAGAAACAUAUAUCACAAUCCUGUUGGACGGUCCAUGAGCGUACAUUACUAUCUGUGAUUGACAGUCUUCCAGAGAUUAUUGAAGCAUUGGAAGUUAUAUCAAGCCAUUCUUCAGACACAAGUUUGGCUGAUGAAUUGAGUGAUUUGCUGAGAUUGAUUUCCAGAUUUGAAUUUGUCUUUUGUUUGAAAUUUCUUUAUCGAGUGCUGAGUGUUACAGGAAUUCUUUCCAAAGAGCUUCAAAGUAAAAGCAUAGACAUUUUUUCUUUACCUUCGAAAAUAGAAGCAAUUUUGGAAUGUUUAUCAUCUGAAAGAAAUGAUAUAUAUUUCAAAACUAUCUGGGAUGAAGCAGAGGAAAUAUGUCAAAAAAUAACCUGCAAAGGUUUUGAAGUUGAAAAACCCUCUCUUCAGAAAAGAAGAAAAAUUCAGAAAACAAUGGAUCUUGGUAAUUCAGAUACUAUGUUUCUUCCUACUUCAGCAGAAGAACAAUAUAAAGUUAAUAUUUAUUACCAAGGAUUGGAUACUGUAUUAAAAAAUUUAAAAUUAUGUUUUUCAGAGUUUGAUUAUUACAAAAUAAAGCAAAUUUCAGAACUGUUAUUUAAAUGGGAUGAACCAUUAAAUGAAACAAUAGCCAAACAUGUUCAAGAAUUUUAUAAAUUUGAUGCAGACAUUAUCCCAGAACUUAGAUUUUAUCACCAUUAUGCAAAAUUCAACUUUGUUAUAGAUAGUGAUUGCAUCGACUUCAUCAGUCUUGGCUAUUUAUUUAUUCAGCAUGGUCUUCCCAAUAAUAUUCCUUGCAUCACAGAGCUGUUAUUUAUUGCUUUGUCUUGGCCAAUUACUUCAGCAAGUACUGAAAACUCAUUUUCUGUACUGCCUCAUCUUAAAACAUAUUUAUGUCAUACCAUGGGACAAGAGAAGCUUAGUGGCCUGGCCCUAAUGGCUGUUGAGCAGGAAUUGGUAAAUAAACUAAUGGAGCCUGAAAGACUCAAUGGGAUUGUGGAAAAGUUUAUCAGUCAGAUCAAAGACAUAUAAUACGUUCAUUUGAACUUCCCUAAAAGAAGUUUUAGGUACUUCUGUUGGAACGUUAGUUUUUAUUUCAAAAUUAUGGUUCAGAAUUCAAAAGCCAGAAUGAUAAUACAGUGAAAAGUCUCCUAACCUCCUUUAGAACUCAGUUCCUCCUGCCUGAAGUGUUAUCUGUUCCUUAAAUAUCUUUCUAGAGAUACUUCUCACAAGUGGUACUGUACAGUGCACAUUGUUCUUCAGCUUGUCUUUCCCACAUAAUGUGUUUUUCAGAUUGUCCCAUAUCACUGCAUAGAGUUUCUUGGUUCUUUUUCUGCAACUACAGAUUCCAUUGUAUGAAUGUACCAUAAUAUAUUUGAGCAACCCCUACUGACAUUUUCAUUUUUUCUAAUCUUUUGCUAUUAUAAAUAAUGCUUCAUUUCAUAACCUUGUUCAUAGGUCAUAGUGCACAUGAGUGAGUUAAUGUAAGAUAAAACCUAAAAUUAGAAUUACUAGGGCAGAAGAUUGUACAUUUUUAUUUUUGAUAGAGUUUGGUAAAUUGCUUUAUGUAAAGAUUGUGCCAAUUUACAAUCCCACUGACAAUACAUGAGGUUGCCUGUUUCCUUCAAUUUUUGUAAACAGUGUUAU